Phycodurus eques (leafy seadragon) is the source of this 2906-nucleotide messenger RNA. Its product is annotated as zinc finger protein 501-like. Gene Ontology annotation, biological process: regulation of transcription by RNA polymerase II. Gene Ontology annotation, molecular function: RNA polymerase II cis-regulatory region sequence-specific DNA binding; DNA-binding transcription factor activity. The coding region runs from base 268 to 1512 and encodes 414 amino acids. Lineage: Eukaryota; Metazoa; Chordata; Actinopteri; Syngnathiformes; Syngnathidae. The record is from RefSeq and is a predicted model, not a curated record. The transcript has 2 exons.
AAGAAAAAAGUAAAGCCGAACUUAGCAAGGCGUUUGGUGGUUCGUUGCGACUUUUGUGCUUUAUUAUCAAAAUAUCUGCCGUAAAUCAGGGCGAAAUUGUUCCUGCCAGAAUAAAGAAAGAAUACACUUCUCUUGUGGCUAGCUUAGCUUAGCUUCCUUUUUGUGUGUGUGUGCUAGCUGUGAAGAGCGAGACGCGGAAGUUAGCAACGCAUCGCUAAGAAGAGGCGAUCAAGUGUGAGUGUAAAUUGCUGUGAUUAUCGUGUGAAAAUGUGUAAAGUGGAAAUAUUGAGAGCGUUGUUAAAUCAGCGACUAAGUGCGGCAGUUGAAGAAGUGUUUGUAGUGUUUGCAAGAACGAUAGCAGAGUACGAGGAGGAGCUUUGCCGAACUAAAGAGGAGAACGAAAGACAACGUCAACUACUGGACGCUGUUUUCAAGCCUCAGGUUGCGUUCCACCAUACAGACGAAAAUGAAGAACAUCUUCCCCCAGAGCAGCAGAACGACCAGUCCAGGGUGUAUCCCGCCUUUAGCCCAAAGUCAGCUGGGACAGGCUGUAACUCACCCACCACCUUUUCGAGGAUAAGUGGUAUGGAAAAUGGGUGGAUGGGUGAGCAGCAGAAGGAGAACUUCGGGUUGGCGCAAGAGGAGCCAGAGACACCCCACGUGAAAGAGGAAGAGAACGCUACCGUUAUCACCAACUGUCCGCUGACCAGUGUCGCUUUGAAGACAAACGAUAAUGACGGCAACGGUCUGAGGUCCCAGCUUCAUCCCAGGCAAAGUGUGGAGAACAGAUGGGCCGAGCCCUCGAGCAGCAGCUCAACGCAACCCAUGAAAACCGAAGACGAUGGAGGCCGAUGUGGAGGAUCACGAGCGGACGGCCUCUUAGCUCCGGUCUCGCUUGACACUGUUGAUGAACACUCUCAAGGUGAUGUGACGUGCCACACCGACAACACACACUGGAAAUGUUCUCAGUGUGGGGAAACCUUUGGUGCCAAGAAAAAUCUAAGAAGACACAUGGUGCUCCACACGGGAGACCAGCCUGUCAGUUUUUCUCAUUCCAAAAUAGUCUCUACAAAGGGACAUUUAACAACAAUUACAAAAGCACACACUGGAGAUAAACCACAUUCCUCUUUUAGUGAUCAUUCACCUAUGAUUAAUGGUAAGAAAACACACACUGGUGAGAAACUGUUUAAGUGCUCAGUAUGCAGUCAAACAUUUUCACAAAAACAAAAUAUGAUGACCCACAUGAGAAUACACACUGGAGAGAGACCUUUUGCCUGCUCAGUUUGCGGUCUACGAUUCACUCAAAAGAUUACUUUAAUACAUCACAACAGAACACAUACCGGUGAGAGACCGUUCUCCUGCUCGGUGUGUAAGAAAGGUUUUGCACAUCCUGCCUCACUUAUGAGGCACAUGAGAACACACAAUGGUGCGAAACCAUUUGUGUGCCCAAAUUGUGGUCAAGGAUUUUCUGUUCAAUGCACGUUGAAAAAGCACAUGAGGACACACUGGUGAUAAAUUGUUCAGUGACAGUUUGUGCGACAAAAAUAUCUCAUAUGUAGUUUGCAUAUUCUUCUUGUGUGACCGGUAUGUGAUGUGAUGAAAGUCAAUUGGAUUAGGCCACAGCUCACCUGCGACCCUAAUGAGGAUAGCACAACAGAAAAUGGAUGGAUGGACUUUGAGAGACUGACUUUGUGGCCACUCAGUUCGUAAACCGAGUCUGGGAAAAUAUAAAAAUGCUGAACCAAGGUUUGACUGUAGUUCGAUGCGUGGCGGCGUUGACACAAAGGAAAGAAGCCACUGAGUCUCGUGUGUUAAACGUUGCACUCUAACUAAACACUAGUGCUGUUACGCCUCUGGUACGACCUCGGACGCUGGAAUCUUUGGCGUAGACGUCAACCCUCAACCCCACAUGAUUAGCAUCAUCAUAGGACAAGGCAGGAAAAAAGACGGCCAAGAUGACUAGUGGGAAAGUCGUGUGUCACAACCCUGUAAAUAAGUUUAAAUAAGCUUCAUGCUUUAUUUUUUGAAAGGGGUCUAAUUAUGUGAAAGGGAAUUUUAUUGAAUGGAUUGUAUGCAAAUACUGUAGUUUUGUCUGACGUGCCUGUCCACUCGUCAAGUGUGAAAAAACAACCAUAUAAAUCUUGCUUUAGCUGUUUCUGAAAAUGUGUCUAUGAGAGAGCCCUUUUGCAUUUCUACACCUGUGACUUGAAGCCGGGCUAGGUGAAGAUCCAGAAACCAUGGUUGGACUACACUGUUUAAGAAUCUAUCAUGUCAAAUCCAAAAGGUAAGCAGACCUGCGUUGAGUUUUGUUGGAUGCAAAGAUUUGCACAUACUUGAUCGCCGUGUAGUGAUGAAAUACUGUCUUCACAGGUGAAAAUACAGUGCAAUAGAACGUAAUAUUCAAUCUUAGUGUGUGUUCACUCACACACUAAGAUUGAAUAUUGCAUUCUAUUUAAAAGUGCAAACAUUGGUGAAAGUCUACAUUGUGUUUUUGAUGAGAAUGUUCUGGGGGAAAAUGUCAUAGUUUGGGUUUAAUUCUAUUACUAUGGAAUAGUGGAUUUUAGAGGUGCAUUCUUUUUCAAAAGUUUUUGGAUUGAACCAUAUUGUUGUUUUUUGUUGUUGUUGUUUUUUGCUCACAAUUUCUCCACAUUUGGAAAAUAAUCUCAACAAACAGAUGAUACUAGCGUGCAUAAAUGCUUUCCUGGUUGGAACAGAUGAAGGUAAAUGUUUAUAGAUAAAAGUAUGAGUAACAAAUGACACGGUUCAUGAUGGGGCUCGAAAUAAAAACCUUAAAAUUACAUGACUGAUGCUUCCCUGACUGAGCAUUUCACGUUCUACUAUAGUUACAGGUAUUUGUGGUUUUGCGUGUGUUUAUAUAUAUAUAUAUAGAUCCCCUGACAUAUCUG